UUGCCUGUGUCUGGCAAUUUGAUUGACCUUUAUGGCAACCAAAGCAUGCCUCCUCCAGGACUAAACAUCAGCAACUCAUGUCCAGCUAAUCUUCCUAAUAUAAAAAGGGAGCUCACAGAGUCAGAAGCGAGAGCGUUGGCUAAGGAGAGGCAAAAGAAAGACAAUCACAACUUGAUUGAACGAAGAAGAAGAUUUAAUAUUAAUGAUCGUAUAAAAGAACUAGGCACUUUGAUACCCAAGUCAAAUGACCCGGAUAUGCGCUGGAAUAAAGGAACUAUUCUAAAAGCGUCAGUGGACUACAUCCGUAAGCUGCAAAGAGAACAGCAACGCACAAAGGAGCUUGAGAACAGACAGAAGAAGCUGGAACAUGCCAACAGGCACCUGCUGCUCAGAAUACAGGAACUUGAGAUGCAAGCUCGGGCACACGGACUGUCCCUUGUUCCAUCUACAGGCCUUUGCUCCCCUGAUAUGGUCAACAGGGUCAUCAAACAAGAGCCUGUGCUGGACAACUGCAACCAAGACAUCAUGCCGCACCACACAGACCUGUCUUGCACUACCACCCUUGAUCUCACUGAUGGUACCAUCACCUUCAGUGACAACCUCGGAAAUGUGACUGAACCAACUGGCACUUACAGUGUUCCUGCAAAAAUGGGUUCCAAACUGGAAGAUAUCUUGAUGGACGAUACCCUCUCCCCCGUCGGAGUAACUGACCCGCUACUUUCCUCUGUGUCUCCUGGAGCAUCGAAAACGAGUAGCAGGCGGAGCAGCGUGAGCAUGGAGGACACUGAUCAUGCUUGUUAGCAUAUACUUGGCACACCUUUCAUAAACUGCUUUGUUUCUUGAUUAGUAGAUUAAAUAAUUUACCUUUUGUAGAAUUUUUUGAUUUUUUUUCUUUUUUUUGUGCUUCAUCAGUAGCCCAGUGUGUGUGCGUGUGUGUAUAUAUUAUAUAUAUAUAGGAUUUUUUUUAGAAUUUUUGUGAAGAAACUUGUAUAUUCUAUUUUAAAACUACCAAUGCCUCCAAAAUAUUGUACAGCAUAUGUACAGUAUCUGUGAACUGGAUUCGCCAAGAACUUUGAACUGGUCAAAUCUACUCAAAGCAAUAGAAUUACAAAUGAAGAGUCUGUUUCUACUGGGGGGGAGGGGGGAAUCGUAGAAUUGUAAAUGCAACCUAUUUACUUGGAAACGAAAUGUAAAGUUAAAGAAUGUAAAGAAACCAAAAAAAAAAAAAAGUCCAGUUUGUAAUUGUAUUAAUUGAAUAGUGCUGCCUUAAAGAUACAGUGUCCCUGAAACGUUAGUCUUUACAUGACAAGUGUUUAGGGAAAAAUACCCACCCUACUCCACUCAGAAUACAAACAAACAAACAAAAAAGUGUUAAGACAUCCUGAUUGUGUUGAUUGUGAUACAAAAUGCUGUUGCUGAAAAUUGCAGGGAGAUGCGAGUCUCUUUCUCAGAGUGCUGUUUAAUUUUACUCUGAGCUGAUUUGGGUUUUCCUUUUGAUCAUGGUUCGAGUUUUUUCUCUUAGAGUUUUGUUUUGUUUUGUAACACGCGUUGAUGACUUGCCAACAGUAAACCAAGCAGGAGAACUGUAAGUUGGUUUACACUUUUUGGACAAAAAAAAAUUGAUAGAUUUUAUCAGCUGGGCACAUUAUGUUGUACAUAUCUAAUUGGCUUUAUUUUUUUUAAAUUGCAUUGUACAGUUUAUUUUGAUUUGCAUGGGUUCCUCAGUUAUCCUCAACCUUUUGUUUUAAAUAUAUUUGUAUUUCAUUUGUAAGAUUUUUGCCUCUUAAUAUUGCAGCAAUUUUUUGACAUUUUUAAAACUCAUUCGAAGUUUUCUGCGUUCUUUGUAAACACUUGAAAGGAAGCUUUUAUGCAGGGUUCUGUGUUUUAAGAGAGAUUUUGAGAAUAUUUUGUAUAUUACAGUCUCACUUUGAAAAUGUUUUUAAACGCAUUUAAGAGUAGAGUACAAAUUUAGAUUAGGUAAUAAAACAACUCUGUGGAGAAACUGAACUUACAUAUUUAUUUUUAGUGAUACAGAAAAAACUAGUAAUAUGCUUGGAAACAUAACUAUGUAGUUAAUAUACCCGUUAUAGUAAUUUGUGUUUUUUCAGCUCUGGGGCUGACAU
Cariama cristata (Red-legged seriema) is the source of this 2123-nucleotide messenger RNA. RefSeq names its product microphthalmia-associated transcription factor (gene MITF). Gene Ontology annotation, biological process: melanocyte differentiation; regulation of transcription by RNA polymerase II. Gene Ontology annotation, molecular function: RNA polymerase II cis-regulatory region sequence-specific DNA binding; protein dimerization activity; DNA-binding transcription factor activity, RNA polymerase II-specific. The transcript has 5 exons. NCBI's taxonomy places the organism in Eukaryota, Metazoa, Chordata, Aves, Cariamiformes, Cariamidae. The record is from RefSeq and is a predicted model, not a curated record. The annotation marks the transcript as partial. Gene Ontology annotation, cellular component: nucleus.